AGGAUGAAGUUCGGUAAAGAAUUGUCGUCACAAAUGGUACCAGAGUGGCAAGAAGCUUACAUUAGCUACGAUUAUCUCAAAAACCUUCUCAAAGAAAUCAUUAAACUCAAACGCAAUACCAUCCCUCCUCCUCCUCCACCACAUCACGCUGUCUCCGGUGAAGGAUUUGGCCGGAAAAUGACUCUAUACCGAGCUUUUAGUGGUCUUGUCCAAACUCCAGGAAAGAAAAGACAAAGUCCCAGGCUAAUCGGCUCUUCUUUAGAAAGUGAUAUUGAAGAAGGUAAAGCUCCGAUACUAGUCAACGAAGCGAGUCAUGGACUAGAGACGACGUUUUUGAUGACGGCAGAGGAAGGAGGAGAAUAUGAAUUGGUGUUUUUCCGGCGAUUAGACGAUGAGUUUAAUAGAGUUGAGAAAUUUUAUAAAGAGAAAGUGGAGGAAGUGGUCAAGCAUGCGAUUAUGCUUAAUAAACAAAUGGAUGCUCUAAUUGCGUUUCGUGUCAAGGUUGAGAAUCCUGUUGGGUGGGGUUGGGAGGAACGGACGGUGGAGAUGACUCGUUUGGCCUCCGAUGUAGCUACUUCCACGGCUGCGAUUGCUGCUUCUACUCCCGCCAUAACUCGAACCAUGAAGCCUCGAGCUCAAGCUCGCAUGGAGGCUAUACAUGAAGGAGGCUCCAGCAGAGCUUACAAAUCCGACGAAGAUGAAGAUCACGGCGGCUCCGCCGGCGGAGCAACCGGUGACGCGAGAAGAAUAAGCAGUUCGAGCAAAAUAGAUGCUGCGAGGCCAGCUCCAAUCGAGGUUCUAGAUCACAUCAAGAUCAACAACACCAAGGCAACGCCUCGGUCCACCAUUAAAGGCGUUCUCCAUUUGUCGAACCAGGAUGAGAUCAAAUUCAGUAGAAACAAUCUUAGGGAAGUCGAAGAGAAGCUCAAAUUAGCCUUCAUCGAGUUUUACCAGAAGCUUCGGCUCCUCAAGAGCUACAGCUUUCUAAAUGUGUUGGCGUUCUCGAAGAUUUUGAAGAAGUAUGAUAAGAUAACUUCGAGAAAAGCUUCCAAGCCUUACAUGAAAAUGGUUGAUAAUUCGUAUCUCGGAAGCUCUGAUGAGCUUAUGAAACUGAUACAGCGUGUUGAAGCUACAUUCAUAAAGCAUUUCGCAAAUGGUAACAGAAGAAAAGGAAUGAACAUCUUGAGACCUCAAAUGAAAAGAGAGAGACAUCGACUUACAUUCUCCACAGGUUUUUCUGCUGGAUGCGUGUUUUCUCUUAUGGUGGCUCUUAUCGCCAUGAUACGCGCCCAGAAAAUCUUUCAAAGGGAAGGCUACAAAGCUUACAUGAUCACUAUGUUCCCUCUUUAUAGCUUGUUUGGGUUCAUUGUGCUUCACAUGACUAUGUAUGCUAUUAAUAUUUACUAUUGGAAGCGUUAUCGAGUAAAUUAUGCCUUCAUAUUUGGGUUCAAGCAAGGUACUGAACUUGGUUACAGACAAGUUCUGUUUGUGGGAUUCAGCAUUGGAGCGUUUGCGUUGCUUUGUAUUCUUGGAAACCUUGAUAUGCAAGCAGACCCCAAAACUAAAAGUUACAAAGCUUUAACCGAACUUCUUCCUCUUUUCCUUCUUGUCGCUAUGUUUGUAGUUUUAAUCUUGCCAUUCCACAUCCUCUACCGUUCGAGUCGCUUCUUUUUCCUCACAUGUCUGUUUCACUGCCUUGCUGCUCCUCUUUACAAGGUAACGUUACCCGAUUUCUUCCUAGGAGAUCAAUUAACUAGCCAAGUACAAGCUCUGCGAAGUAUCUCGUUCUACAUAUGCUACUACGGCUGGGGAGACUUCAAACGAAGAGAAAACACCUGUAAAGACAUGGACAUCUACAAAACUUCCUUAUACAUUGUUGCUGUAAUCCCAUAUCUAUCCCGGCUCCUUCAGUGCAUGCGUCGAAUGGUUGAGGAAAGAAGCUUAGACCAAGGAUAUAACGGAUUAAAGUACUUGUUGACAGUAGUAGCUGUUUGUUUAAGAACAGCUUAUGAGGGCAACAAGAAUCACAAUCAUAAGUUUCUCCUCCAAGUACUAGCUGGUGUCGCCUCAGCUCUUGCUACUGUUUUCUGUACAUACUGGGACUUUGUCCAUGACUGGGGCCUUCUAAAUAAAACAUCCAAGAACAGAUGGCUUCGAGAUAAACUUCUCGUCCCGCAUAAGAAAGUAUACUUCAUUGCAAUGAUCGUGAACGUUGUGUUGAGAUUAGCGUGGUUGCAAACGGUAUUGAAGUUUGAAUUUAAGUCUCUGCACACUCAGACGGUGAUUGCGGUUGUGGCCAGUCUUGAGAUUAUUCGCCGAGGGAUAUGGAAUUUCUUCAGGUUAGAAAACGAGCAUUUAAAUAAUGUUGGUAAGUACCGAGCUUUCAAGUCUGUUCCAUUACCAUUCAACUACGACGAGGAUGAUGAGAAAGAGGACUAGAAGUUUGCAUAAGUACAUUGAAACAUUUCUUCUUAUACAUGCUAAUAGAAAAAUUGAAGUUUGUGACAAAUUACUAUUGUCUAUACAAAAAAAGUAACAGAAAUGUAAACACUUCUACUAACAAUGUGUGUUUCCCCGUUUAUAUUAAUUCAGAACCUAAGAAUGAA
Eutrema salsugineum is the source of this 2606-nucleotide messenger RNA. Its product is annotated as phosphate transporter PHO1 homolog 2. Bases 4 to 2439 code for a protein of 811 amino acids. NCBI's taxonomy places the organism in Eukaryota, Viridiplantae, Streptophyta, Magnoliopsida, Brassicales, Brassicaceae. The transcript is spliced from 13 exons. Gene Ontology annotation, molecular function: inositol hexakisphosphate binding. The record is from RefSeq and is a predicted model, not a curated record. Gene Ontology annotation, biological process: phosphate ion transport; cellular response to phosphate starvation. Gene Ontology annotation, cellular component: trans-Golgi network; cytoplasm; Golgi apparatus.